This is a messenger RNA of Diaporthe citri, 3105 nucleotides long. RefSeq lists its product as uncharacterized. Gene Ontology annotation, cellular component: chromatin. Gene Ontology annotation, molecular function: DNA-binding transcription factor activity, RNA polymerase II-specific; RNA polymerase II cis-regulatory region sequence-specific DNA binding; zinc ion binding. Gene Ontology annotation, biological process: regulation of transcription by RNA polymerase II; DNA-templated transcription. Lineage: Eukaryota; Fungi; Ascomycota; Sordariomycetes; Diaporthales; Diaporthaceae. The transcript has 3 exons. The record is from RefSeq and is a predicted model, not a curated record. The coding region runs from base 1 to 3105 and encodes 1034 amino acids.
AUGACCUCGGUACUGGCAUCCCAUCCUGGUGAUAUCCAACUGGCUAUGUCUCCAACACAGGAGCCAACCCCGCCAGAGAACAAUAGAAUGGACGACGAUGGUCGCGCCCGGUCGCUAAGCCAGGGUGACCUGAAGGCGGAGGCUCAUGAUAAUGAUAUAGACGACGACCACGCCGAUGAUGGUGGGGACUCGUCCGAGGGUGAAGACGGGCCUGCGCGGAAACGGCGCAGAAGUCGCAAGGGACUGGACAAGAAGUUUGAAUGCCCUCACGACGGCUGUGGAAAGAGUUACUCAAGGGCUGAGCACCUGUAUCGGCACCAACUGAAUCACAACCCCAAGCAAAUUUACAAAUGUGAUUUCCCUGACUGCACUCGGCAGUUUGUCCGGUUGGACUUGUGCAACAGGCACAGAGACAGGCACACGGCAAAAGGUUCAGCGCUCAAUCGAAGAGAUUCCAUGAUUGGACAAGUCUCACCUGCGGCUGAUGGUCGCCAUCCGUUCCCCCCUGGCUCACUCUCUCCUGAGGCCAACAGGCCCGGAAGUGGCUAUAUGGGACCUCACCCGCAUCCGCAUUUCCAGGAUGCUGCAGCAAGUCCAUAUGCUUCAGUGACAAACACGCCACCCGUGUUUCCACAUCCCAACGGACAGCACCACAAUACCGCUAACUACAUGCGAUCGAGCCCUGCAUACGGCCCCCUCCCGGGCCAACAACCACAGCCACAACAUCAGUCCCCGAAUGGUCCACAGAGACCUUCGGUGCAGACGAAUGUUGGCCCUUAUGGAGUCAUGUCCCCAGCGUCUCAGCAGGGAUACCAGAACCACCCGAGCGACACUCCUCAAUCCGCCACACCAUAUUCUGGGCAUACCAACUUCCCUCCCUUCAGCCUGCCGCCGUCUAAUUUUGCAUCGACAGUAUCGUCGGCUACUGUGCCCCGCGAUAGUGGACAAGCCUAUACACCACAACAAGGUGCGAGUGAGUACCCCCAGGGGCAGCCCCAACCCGCUGGUGAGAUGGUACUUUUGGAGAAUAUGACGAGCCAGACGACUAUACCUGUAUUUGGGAGCGACAGUGUUCUUAAUAAAUCCCCUUAUGUUGGAAUGCCCGAAGAUUUCAUGGCCUAUUUAUUUAACACCCAGGGACCUGAUGGCAAUCCCAUGAAUCACAUGGUACCCCAUUAUAACAAUUACGGAGACCCUGCUUCUCAAUAUAGUGUCCCAUACUACGGAACAGAGCCUAAUCAGAUGGGCUAUUUCCCAAAUGCUGGGCCACAGCAAGUCAUGGCAGUCAACAACUUGCUGGACCAAAACCUUCCCGAGACAGUACUUUCUGAAGAGAAAGCCAACGAGAUCUUUGAGUUCAUCAGAGAGCGAUUCCAUGAGAACGGGCGCGCCCCAGUCGAGCACAAGAGGGAAAGCUUCAUCGAAGGCGAGCGAACCGACGAGCAUAUGCUGAGCCGCAAGAUGAUGCAGGCCUAUAUUGGCUCGUACUGGUUGCAUUUCAGCGACCAAAUACCUAUACUUCACAAGCCUACAUUUUCCCCAGACCGGACACCAACCCUACUCCUCAUCUCGAUGAUGACAAUUGGCGCUGCAAACCUCGACAAGGCUCACGGUCAAAAGGUCACAGAUCUUGGGGCUGAACUGUCGAAUUUCUUGGCCUGGCACCUUAGGUGGGAAACCUUCAUGGACACGAACUUCAGGCCCCCGGCGAAGCUGUGGGUGUUCCAAACGCUUAUACUCUUGGAAUUGUAUGAGAAGAUGUACUCGACGAGGGAACUGCACGAGCGGGCACAUAUCCACCACGCGACAACCAUCACCUUGAUGCGACGCGGCCGGUCGUUGAUUGGGAAGUCCGCUUUAGACUCCCCUCCCAAUCCAAGAGACGACAAGAUGGGCUCCCGGCAUUCAUCCACUUCUGGAGUUGCCCACACGCCGGAUGAGUGGUGGAACCACUGGAUCACCAACGAGGCCACCCGUCGUGCUGCUUUCGCGGCGUUUGUUAUUGACUCGAUACAUGCAACAAUGUUCGGGCAUUCCACGGUGAUGGUGGCACACGAGAUGCGUUUGCCUCUGCCUUGCGACGAGAAGCUCUGGAGGGCCCAGAGUGGAGCCGAGGUUGGCCGAAUCGAGGCGAACUUCUACUCUAAUGGCAUCAAGCCCGUACCGUUCCUUGAGGGCUUGAAGCGCACGCUCAGUUCUCAGGAAGUUCAGACGAACUCUUUCGGAAGAAUGAUUCUUAUGGCUGGACUACUGAACGUCAGCUGGCACAUGAACCAACGAGAUCUUCAGGUGAACUCAUUGGGGGGCGGUGUUUCCUCUGCCCUGGGCGGACGGGAUAAGUGGCGCGGCACGCUCACGCGAGCUUUCGAUUCGUGGAAAGGAGACUUUGAUAAGUCACUGAAACGGGGCGACAAUCCAUCCGAUCCGUACAGCAGUUUUGAACCAACUGACCGUAACGAUGCGAAUGCCGUCUUUGAGAGCCGUGUCGUCCUGCACAACCUCGCACACCUGGCCAUGCAUGUCGACAUUGUCGACUGCCAGAUUUUCGCGCGGGCCAAGCGCCUUCUGGGCAGAGCCAUCGGGGCACAAGACCUCAGCAGCGCCCAGCGACGCAUGAAGGAUAUUUGGGCCCCUUCUGUCCGGGCGAGGGAUGCCACUUGGUAUGCACUGAAGUUCCUCGGCUCGGUCCUCCUGGAGCAGAGCGGAAACCCGCGCCCGAACGGCUACAACAGCCACCCGCAUUCGUACUCGGAUACAGACCUGCCCUACUGCGCUCGCGAAGACGUCCUCCUGAAUCGCCCGUGGGUGCUGUACUUCGCCGCGCUCGUGGUCUGGAGCUACGGGCACGCGCUGGAGGGGCCGUGCCCGGACGCCGUGGUCCCGACCUCCAAGGCGGAGCGGGUCCGUGAGAUGAGGGAGUACCUGAUGUCGUACGGAGGGACCAGCUACCCGGAGGACCUGAGGACCAUGAAGGGGCUAAACAAGAACAGCUCUCUGAUGCUGGUGCUGAAGGACACUUUCCUCACGACGAGGUGGGAGCUGCUGCAUGAGGGCGCGACCCUGCUGAACAAUUGCGUGAAUCUCAACGCUGGGACAAUGAUUUGA